AUGAGAAGCCCUCCUAAAGAGGUGAUUGCCUCCUGGCCCAAGCCCAACUAUGUGAAUCCCGAGUAUCAGGGCCCACUAAUGCCCAUAGUUGGCAUUUUAUUCGUGUGUCUCUCUUUCAUUGUCCUUUCGCUGCGACUAUGGGUUCGAGUUCACAUGAAAAAUUCCGCUGGAUGGGACGAUUGGCUCAUGCUUGCUACGAUGCCUUUCAUUGUGGCCAUCACGGUCUCGACAAUAUUAGGUACACGUUUCGGAUGGGGCGUCCAUAUAUGGGAUAACAAACCGGAGUGGUCAGAACCCUCUCGGAUGACUAGUUGGUUUAGCCAACUGUUCUUCAUCAUCAUCAUGACGUUGGUAAAGCUUUCAAUUCUUUCGUCAUAUAUCCGAAUUUCGGCGAAGGAUAAGAAUUUAUUCAACCGGCUAUCAUGGGCUGUGCUGGCUCUCGUGGUCGCUUGGGGCAUCACCUUCUUCGUUGCGGUGUUCACAGUUUGCAGGCCGUUGCGACGCUACUGGGAAGACUUUACCGAUGAGACAUGUGUUGACGAAUCUUCCCGUAUACUUGGUGCCACGGUUUCGAACAUUAUUACCGACCUCAUCGUGUUGAUUCUUCCUAUGCCUACCUUUUGGAAAUUGAAGCUGCCCAUUCGCGAAAGAGUCGUGUUGAUGGCCAUGAUGAGUUUGGGUCUGAUCGCUGUUGCUGCUUCCGUUGUCCGAUGUUGGUAUAUGUAUGUGACAACAGAUCUCACCUAUGAUGUCACCUGGCAUGGAUAUACGAUUUGGGUAUGGAAUGCCAUAGAAGUUAAUCUGGCUGUUAUAUGCGCUUCCAUCCCGACAUUGCGACCUUUUGCCAGGAAGUAUUUCCCGAGACUGGGGAUUAAAACGACUUCCCCCUCUCGAUCAGGACCUCAAUCAGGCUCACAUGAACAUAGUGGGAUUUAUAAAGGGCACACAAUAAAGCAAACAGGAGAAGCUAGUACCUCGACGGAGCACUUGAACCGCGAACCCGAGAUGACAGGCCUCGACCCUCGCACGGAUAAAAUCCUCCAGAUAUGCUGCUUCAUCACCGACGCGGACCUCAACCUCCUCGAUCACACUGGAUUCGAAGCCGUUAUCCACCACCCCAAAUCCGUCCUUGACAACAUGAAUGACUGGUGCAUCGACACGCAUGGCCGGUCAGGGCUGACGGCUGCUGUGGCCGCGUCGAAGACCACCCCGACGGCCGCCGCGGAGGGGCUCCUUGCCUAUAUCAAGAAACACGUGCCGCAGAAACGCACGGGAUUGCUUGCGGGUAAUAGUGUCCAUGCGGACAAGGCGUUUUUGGCCUGCGAGCCAUAUGCAAUGGUCCUCGAAUGGCUGCAUUAUCGGUUGCUCGAUGUGAGUAGUGUUAAAGAGGCGGUGCGGCGGUGGGGGGAUGAGGAGGUGUUGAGGGAUGCCCCGAAGAAGGAGUUAUUGCAUUUAGCCAGGCAAGACAUCCUGGAGAGUAUUGAGGAGAUGAGAUAUUAUCGCCAGGUAUUAUUUGGGAAGAUUGCCAGUGUCGCAACUGCUGCCCCGCCAAAACUGGAUUGUUGGAAAACAACAUCGCCAACUCCCAACAAUCCAAAGCCCUGUUCGAUCCAAAGACUAUCCGGGCUCCGGUUCCUCGAAACGAACGCAGCCGACCAUUGCGCAGCGAAAUUACUCAAUAUGAGCGUCAAAACUGUGUCAAUUACUCCCUUCCAGGACCAGAAGGCUGGGACAUCCGGUCUUCGCAAGAAGGUCACCGUCUUCCAGCAGCCAAACUACUCCGAGUCCUUUAUCACAAGCAUUCUACUCUCCAUCCCAGAAGGCGUUGAAGGUUCCUUUUUGGUCAUUGGUGGUGAUGGGAGGUACUACAACCCAGAAGUCGUGCAAUUGAUUGCCAAAAUCGGAGCUGCGUAUGGCGUCAAAAAGUUACUGGUGGGCCACAAUGGGAUCUUGAGUACACCAGCUGCCAGUCAUGUUAUCAGAAAGAGAAAGGCCACAGGAGGUAUCUUGCUUACUGCAAGCCAUAAUCCAGGCGGACCAAAUGCGGAUUUCGGUAUUAAAUACAAUCUUUCGAACGGUGCCCCCGCCCCCGAAUCAGUGACAAACAAGAUCUAUGAAACUUCCAAGCACCUGACAUCAUACAAAAUCGCUGCAAUACCGGACAUCGAUCUUGCGCAUAUCGGGGUCCAGAAAUGCGGACCCCUGGAGGUGGAAGUUAUCCAUUCCACAACUGACUAUGUUGAUAUGCUUAAGGAGAUAUUUGACUUUGAUCUUAUCAAAUCCCUAUUUAAGAUACAUCCAGAUUUCAAAGUCCUCUUCGAUGCAUUGCACGGCGUCACUGGACCAUAUGGAAAGGCCAUUUUCCUCGACGAAUUAGGACUGCCAGCCACUAGUGUGCAAAAUUGCGUUCCCUCUCCAGACUUUGGUGGCGGACAUCCUGAUCCAAAUCUGACAUACGCACACUCUCUGGUCGAAGCCGUCGACAAAAAUGGUAUUCAAUUUGGUGCGGCGAGUGACGGAGACGGAGACCGCAACAUGAUAUACGGAGCCAAAACUUUCGUCUCGCCAGGAGACAGCUUGGCCAUUAUUGCCCACCAUGCAAAACUGAUUCCAUACUUCAGGGACCAAGGUGUCUAUGGCCUAGCCCGCUCAAUGCCAACUUCCGGCGCCGUCGACCUAGUCGCCAAAGCGCAGGGCCUGCAAUGCUACGAAGUGCCCACGGGCUGGAAGUUCUUCUGCGCCCUCUUCGACACCAAGAAAAUGUCCAUCUGCGGCGAAGAGAGUUUUGGCACAGGCAGCAACCACAUCCGCGAAAAGGACGGCCUCUGGGCUGUCAUCGCCUGGCUCAACAUCAUCGCCGGCGUCGCCAAAGCCAACCCGGAUAAACCCGUCAGCAUCGCCGCGAUCCAAUACGAUUUCUGGAAAGAAUACGGCCGCACCUUCUUCACCCGCUAUGACUACGAAAAUGUCGAUUCCGCCGGUGCUAGCAAGGUCAUUGCACAUCUCACGGACCUCAUUACAACCCAGAAAGAAACUUUCGUUGGCUCUAGCGUUUCAGGCCGCAAGGUCCUCGAGGCAGAUGACUUCUCCUACACCGACCUGGACGGCAGCGUGAGUAAGAAUCAGGGCAUCUACGUCAAGUUUGAUGAUGGGAGUCGGAUCGUGGUCCGGCUCUCGGGGACUGGUAGCAGUGGCGCAACGAUUCGGUUGUAUGUUGAGCGUCAUGAGGCGGAUGAGAAGGAGUUCGGGAAGGAUGCGCAGGAGUAUUUGAAGGAGAAUAUUGGGUUGGCGGUGCAGUUGUUGAAACUGAAGGAGUUUAUUGGAAGGGAGGAACCGGAUGUUAAGACUUAA
Messenger RNA from Blastomyces gilchristii SLH14081, 3351 nucleotides. RefSeq lists its product as uncharacterized. Gene Ontology annotation, cellular component: cytosol. NCBI's taxonomy places the organism in Eukaryota, Fungi, Ascomycota, Eurotiomycetes, Onygenales, Ajellomycetaceae. The record is from RefSeq and is a predicted model, not a curated record. The transcript is spliced from 13 exons. Gene Ontology annotation, biological process: carbohydrate metabolic process. Bases 1 to 3351 code for a protein of 1116 amino acids. Gene Ontology annotation, molecular function: magnesium ion binding; nucleic acid binding; 3'-5'-RNA exonuclease activity.